This is a messenger RNA of Anoplopoma fimbria (sablefish), 3008 nucleotides long. RefSeq names its product fibronectin type III and SPRY domain containing 1-like (gene fsd1l). Bases 56 to 1546 code for a protein of 496 amino acids. The transcript has 13 exons. NCBI's taxonomy places the organism in Eukaryota, Metazoa, Chordata, Actinopteri, Perciformes, Anoplopomatidae. Gene Ontology annotation, molecular function: protein binding. The record is from RefSeq and is a predicted model, not a curated record.
UCACUUCCGGUCUCCAUUCGUCCUCUCUUUCUCUGUCUCUACCUCUCUCUCUCAGAUGAUGGACACUCAGAAGGAAGCUCUGUGCAGGAUCAUCAGCACGUUAGCCAAUAAGAAUGAAGAACUCCAAAACUUCCUGGAAACAGUCGACAGCACACUGACGGGACUCCAGGAUGAGACAUGUAAGGUGAUGUCAGAGCUGGAGGCGGAGCUCGAGCAGUUAAGCUCCACCCUCGAGGAGAAGGGGGCGGUGCUUCGUGAUGUAAUUAAAGAGGAGAAGCAGAGGAAAGAGGCGGAGCUUCAGAAGCAGCUGUCGGAGGGAAAGUCUGCUCUGCUGUCGUGUGAAGAACUGCUCGAGUUUGCAAAUCAGACACUGACGAUCUCCAACGAAGAACAAUUCUUAAAGGCUGCAAAACAAAUCAAAGAAAGGGUAACCAUGGCUCCUGCUUUCCGGCUGACGGCUCGUCCGGCGGCGUCGGAAAACAUGUCGCAAUUUACUGUCGACUUCAGCGCGGAGAGGGCGGGGCUUCAGCGACUUCACUUCCUGCCAGUUCCCAGAGCUCCAGAGAUCGACGUCUCCAGCUGUGUUGUUCGUGAUAACACCAUCCUUGUUGCCUGGCAACCGGCCGCUGAGGCUGACAGCGAUGUCGAGGGCGUCAGUGGACGAAUCGAACGCUACGAACUGGAAUACCGAAAAACAAACCAGGACAGCUCGCUGAGAGCCGCAGGAGAGGCAUGCUGGGAAAAAAUCCAAGACAUCAAAGAGACAAACGUCAUCAUCUCAGGUCUGAAGUUUGACUCUCGCUUCGUCGUCGUUCGAGUUCGAGCAAGGAACAAAGCUGCAGCUGGCGAGUUUUCUGAGCCCGUUGCCGUGGAAACCAGAGCGUAUAACUUUGGCUUCGAUGCGGUGACGGCUCACGCUGAGCUGAAGGUUCAGGGCGACACCGUGACCUGGGAGCCGCAGGGGGUCAAAGGUCACGACCCCCGACUGAGAGGAAAAGAGAAUAAAAGCAGCAGCAGAAGUGCGACACCGUCACCCAAUAAAACGGCAGGAAGUCGAGCAGGACGCGACCGAUUCGCUGGAGAGUCGUACACAGUGCUGGGCGACCAGGAGAUGGCUGCCGGCUGUCACUACUGGGAGCUCCGCCCCCUCAGCGACUGGAAGUCGUUCAGCGUGGGCGUGGCCUAUCGGUCCAGCCUCGGCCGCUUUGACCAAUUAGGGAAGAGUGCCGGUUCGUGGUGUCUCCAUGCUAGCCAAUGGCUGCAGAGUUCGCUUGCUGCGAAGCACAACAAUAAAGCGAAGGCUCUGGAUUGGCCGCUGCCUCAGCGAAUCGGAAUCUACUGCGACUACGACAACGGUGAUUUAUCGUUCAUCGACGUUGAUCGUCAUCGUCUCCUUCACUCCUUCAAAACAAAGUUCAGCCAGCCGCUGCUCCCCGCCUUCACAGUUUGGUGCGGUGGUAUCACCAUAACAACGGGCCUGCAGGUGCCGAGCUUCAUGGGUAAUUUCCUCUCCACCAGUCGGAGCCUCAGCAACCUGUCGCAGUAGAUCGACUUUCUCUUAUCACCUGUUUUUAUUUUAUUUUUGAUAAUUAUCAUUAAUUUAUUCAUUUUAUACAUUUGUAUUUAUUCAUUUUAAAUUAUACCAUAAAUUAUAUUAUAUAACAUAUAUAUAUAUAUGUAGAAAAUACUUGUGAAUUGUUGUCUUUAUCAAAUAUGAUCUGGAAAAAUAAAAUAAAUGUGAUAUUUUAAGACCUUUAAUGAAUUAAAAAGAUAUAUUGAUUAUUGUUACCUGCUCUGCUUUGACAGUCUGCACCUUAAACCAUAGUUUAAGUUUGAGUGCUUUUACUUUGAAGAUACACUAAUACUGUCUGUUAGCUCAGGCUUUUAUUUUUGACAGAUUUUGUAAAAGAGGAAAACAGAGUGGCGUUCACAAGUGCUGACUGCUGUUUGCAACCGUGUGUAUAAACACCAGCUGGAGAUAUAAAACUUUAUUUAAACAUUAAAUGGCAGGAAAGAGGAAACAGUAAAGACCUCAUCGGCUUUUAAUAGUAAACCUUUUAUUUCUAAAUGGCAGACUUUUAUUUUGAAGACAGCAAUAGGAAAAAAAUAUUGCUUAUUCCCUCUGGCUUUUAUUUUGAAAGCUGUAACAAGCUGUGAUUUAUGUUGGUUAAUGAAGAAGUUUUAUAUUGGGUUUCUGUGAAAGACUUUUAUUAUGAAAUACUUGACUAGAUGUAGUGUUUUGCAGUCCUACUGACUUUUAUUUUGAAGGUUAUGAUAGAACUGUGUCACUCUGACCAAAUGGCAGACUUUUAUUUUGAAGAUCGCAUCAGGAAAAAAAAAGAUUGCCUGUUCCCUCUGACUUUUAUUUUGAAGGCUAUACCAAGCUGUGAUUUGUGUGGAAGUUAAUGAGGAAGUUCUAUGUUGCAUUUGUGUGAAACACUUUUACUAUGAAAGACUUGAUAGAUUUAUUGUUGUGCAUUCCUACUGGUUUUAUUUAGAAGGUUAUGAUCAAACGUUCUUGCACUUUCACAAAAUGGCAGACUUUUAUUUUGAAGAUAGCAUCAGGAAAAAAAAGAUUGCCUAUUCCCUCUGGCUUUUAUUUUGAAGGCUGUACCAAGCUGUGAUUUGUGUGGAAGUUAAUGAGGAAGUUCUAUGUUGAAUUUGUGUGAAACACUUUUAUUAUGAAAGACUUAAAUAGAUAUAAUGUUGUGCAUUCCUACUGACUUUAAUUUUGAAGGUUUUGUUUGAUCUUUCUGUCACUUUGAUCAAAUGACAGACUUUUAUUUUGAAGAUAAAUGUCAAAUUGUACUUUUAUAGUUUUGUCUUGUUUUUUCACUUGAUCUUGAGAAUCAGGAUGAAAUUUAUUUUCAGUUUUUAAUAAAUGAAAUAAUAUCUGACCUGUAAUCAGAGAUCAUUUAUACCGAAAAUCUAAUAAUUUAAAUGGUUUGUAUUUAUUGAUCACAUCAUCUGUGUCACAUCUGAAAUCAGCUCUGAUUCAAUUAUUUAUA